Messenger RNA from Calliphora vicina (urban bluebottle blowfly), 573 nucleotides. RefSeq lists its product as uncharacterized. The transcript has 3 exons. NCBI's taxonomy places the organism in Eukaryota, Metazoa, Arthropoda, Insecta, Diptera, Calliphoridae. The record is from RefSeq and is a predicted model, not a curated record. Bases 1 to 573 code for a protein of 190 amino acids.
AUGUCUGAAUCUGCCGAUGAACAUCAAUGUCAUUUACGACUAGUAUUUGAGCGCCUUCGUCAUCAUGGUUUAACCAUCAACGUUAACAAAUGCAAUUUUGGUCAAUCAGAGGUACAGUUCCUUGGCUAUAUAAUUAAUGGUAGUGGUUGCCGACCUCCAACCGAUCGUGUCACUGUCAUCACGAAUUAUACCAAACCCGAAACAAUUUGCGAACUUCGUAGAUUCCUCGGUGUUAUAAAUUACUAUCGACGAUCUUAUCACAAUAAAGGCAAGAUGUUUAUCUUGAAGGAUUUCCAUGAUUGCACUCACGUCUUUCUACGUACUGAUGCUGUUAGAGGACCUCUACAAACACCCUACACGGGUCCGUACAAGAUGGAAAAUGAUGUAAACGUAUCCGCGGAUAGAUUGAAAUCAGCUUUCAUCAUAAAUGAUACUCAACGAGACACCAAUUCGGGAAUUCCAAACACACCACCUGAUCAACAAAGUACGAAUUUUACUUCUCAAGGUACCUCAUCUGCUCCUCAACUUCCAACCGCCACGAAUAUUACGCAACGUAGUCCUACGCCUAUAUAA